UCCGGCGCUUGGAGUCGUCGUCGUCAUCCCUCCUCGUUUUUUUGUAGUCUGAUCUCUUCAGUCAUUCUUUGCUCCAUUCAUCCUUUUUGCCUAAAAUACAUUUCCAGUUGCACAACUCGAAAUGAUUCUGUUUUUAGAAUGGGACGUGACGAAACUCGUGUGUAUGUGGGCAAUUUGCCCCCAGAUUGUCGUGAGAAGGACCUCGAAGAUAUCUUCGCGAAAUAUGGGAAGGUUCGCUUCAUCGACAUCAAGGGCGGACGUGGCCCGGCAUUUGCUUUCGUCGAAUUCGAUGAUGCACGUGACGCCGAAGAUGCAGUCCGUGGCCGAGAUGGCUACGACUUUGAUGGAUCGCGUAUUCGCAAUCACUUCAAGGAUCAUAUGCGUGAGGCGGGAGAGGUUUGCUACGCGGACGUUUCUCGCGACGGCACCGGCACGGUCGAGUUCGUACGUCUUGACGACAUGAAAUAUGCACUAAAAAAGCUGGAUGACACGAAAAUUCCGGAGAGACAGGGUACAUUCGCGUACUCCCCGUCGUUCACGUUCGCAGAAGUCGCUCGGCGUCAGGAUCUCCAAGAUCAAAGUCUCGCAGCCCAUCCCGUGAUUGAGAACGUUGAGGAACAUCGAGACGUCAAUGGUAUAUUUUUUUCGUAUAUCAAAGUCAUCCUCCACUGUGAGAAAGGGAUGAGGAAAGGAGGAAAUGAUAAACGGUGGAGUAAAGCACAUACUGCAGCAUAUGAGAUUGGCCUUAUUCAGUGGAAUCAGUUACGGAACCAUGGACAAAUGGGACGUGACGAAACAAGAAUUUAUGUGGGUAAUCUGCCUCCGGAUUGCCGUGAGAAGGACAUUGAGGAUAUCUUCGCGAAAUACGGAAAGAUCCGCUUCGUCGACAUCAAGGGCGGCCGUGGACCUCUAUUCGCAUUCGUUGAAUUUGAAGACUCACGUGAUGCUGAAGACGCAGUGCGCGGCCGAGAUGGCUACGAUUUCGACGGAUCUCGUAUUCGCGUUGAGUUCACCCGUGGAGCAGGACCACGAGGUCCCGGUCUCCCAGCGACCGGCUCUUGGCAAGAUCUGAAGGACCAUAUGCGCGAGGCUGGAGAGGUUUGUUAUGCGGACGUUGCUCGCGAUGGCACCGGAACCGUGGAAUUCACUCGUCUUGAUGAUAUGAAGUAUGCACUGAAGAAACUCGACGAUACGAAGGAGAGACAGGCUACAUUCGUGUGCGUGAAGACACCAGUGGCGGCGGCAGCAGCGGAGGAGGAGGAGGUCGCGGUCGCUCGCGAUCACGCAGUCCUCGCGGCAGAGAUUCGCCGAAGUAUAGCCCACGUCGCUCUCGCUCGCAGAGUCGCUCGGCUUCGCGAUCCCCGUCACGCUCACGAUCUCGCAGUGCCUCUCGUGACUAACACUCAAGUACUGACAUCGGUCGUGGAUCAGCAAUGCGUUAAUGGUAUAUUUCAAGUACUACGUUCGGAAUGGGACGCGACGAAACAAGAAUCUACGUCGGCAAUUUGCCUCCAGAUUGUCGUGAGAGAGAUAUUGAAGAUAUUUUUUCGAAAUAUGGAAAAAAUCCGAUUUGUCGACAUAAAAGGUGGACGAGGACCUCUUUAUGCAUUCAUCGACUUCGAAGACCCACGUGGCCGUGGAGGAUAUGGUGGCUAUGGUGGAGAUUUUGGUAGUAGCCGUGGACGUGGCGGACCACCUAAUCGCCGUUCCAACCACCGCGUUAUCGUAGAAGGCCUUCCACCAACUGGAUCAUGGCAGGAUCUCAAGGAUCACAUAAUGCGUGGGCCGGAGAGGUUUGCUACGCCGAUGUGGCACGUGAUGGAACCGGUGUUGUGGAAUUUAUUCGUUUUGACGACAUGA
Messenger RNA from Ostertagia ostertagi, 1860 nucleotides. The record is from the annotation of a GenBank genome assembly. Lineage: Eukaryota; Metazoa; Nematoda; Chromadorea; Rhabditida; Trichostrongylidae.